Messenger RNA from Chrysemys picta bellii (western painted turtle), 1235 nucleotides. NCBI's taxonomy places the organism in Eukaryota, Metazoa, Chordata, Testudines, Emydidae. The record is from RefSeq and is a predicted model, not a curated record.
AUGGCCGAAAACGCCUCCUCCCCCUAUGAGUAUGAUGGAGACUACGAGGAUGACUCUAGCUUGGAGGCCGGCACCAAGCUGCGUGGCACCAUGCACGUGGUCUCCAUGGUGAUCUAUUCCAUCGCCUUCGUAUUGGGAGUGAUGGGCAAUGGGCUGGUCAUCUUCAUCACCGGCUUCCGGAUGAAGAGGACGGUCAACGCCAUCUGGUUCCUCAACCUGGCCGUGGCCGACUUCAUCUUCACCUUCUUCCUCCCCCUUGGCGUGGCCUAUGUGGCCUUGGGCUUCCACUGGCCCUUUGGCCGGGCCUUGUGCAAGAUCAACACCACUGUGGCCUUCCUCAACAUGUUCGCCAGCGUCUUCCUCCUCACCGCCAUCAGUGCCGACCGUUGCGUCACUGUGGCCUGGCCAGUCUGGGCCCAGAACCACCGCUCACCCCGGUUGGCCUCCCUGGUGGCUGUGGCCGUGUGGUUGGCAGCCUUCGCUCUCAGCUGCCCCUAUGUGGUUUUCCGGGACACUGGGAGCUCCCCUUUUCAGGAGAACGUCACCCACUGCUACAACAAUUACGCCCUGUCAGAUGGCUUCCAGGGGGAGGAGAUGGCUGGGCUGAGGGAGAGCCGGCACUGGGCCGUGGUGCUGACCCGGUUCGUGGCUGGCUUUCUGGUGCCAUUUGCCGUCAUCCUGGCCUGCUACAUGGUCAUCGCGGCCAAGAUGAGGAGGAACCAGCUGGCCCGCUCUGGCAGGCCCUACAAGAUCAUGGUAGCCGUGGUGAUGGCAUUCUUCCUCUGCUGGUUCCCCUACCACGUCUUCUCCUUCCUGGAGGUGUCAGUCACUGCGGUGACGCCCCAGCUCCAGUCGCUCCUGGCAGUGGGGAUCCCGCUGGCCUCAGGCCUGGCCUAUCUCAACAGCUGCCUCAACCCCCUCCUCUACGUCUUUGUGGGCCAGGAUUUCAGGGAGAAGCUCCGGAGCUCGGUGCUGUCAGCCUUCGAGGGCGCCUUCAGCGAGGUCUCCGGCCAGUCCUCCCUCCCAGCCAGCAAGAGCAAGGCCAGCGCCGAGGCUGAGUGUUACCUGGUGUAGCGGGGACGGGCUGGCUCAGGGGGCCUUUCCUCUCUAGGGGCACCGGCUCCCAGCUGGCCAAAGGGGGGUCAGGGAAUGGGACCUAUUGUUACCAGCUUUGCCCAUUACUUUAGGGCAUGCUCAUUUAUUGGGUUUACUCUUCUGGGGGGAGGAGGGAGAUU